CUUUAAUUUCCAAUCGUUUAUCGGAGAUUAUUGAUCCCCUCGCAUAGGAGAUGAAGAGGGUAUAGAGACGUGCUUGUACGUAAUUUUGUUAGUGUGGGUGUUUGUACCACUUCGUCAUUAGGCGACUUUACAUCAAAAUCGAUUUCAGUUGUUGUCUUAAAAAGUCUUUUCUACAAAACAAGGCAUUAAAAUAUCAAAAAGAAUAAUUACUGUGUAGUGCAGACCCGCUGAAAAAGAAUAUUUGUUGUUUAUGUCUUUGCUGCUUUCUUCUACUUCUAAUUUUUGUUUCCCUGUCCUACACGAAUAUCAAGAAAAAUAAAAGAUGGGUCUAUGUAUAAAUCCAGUUUUCAACAAACAUGUCGCCGACUCUCAAAAUGUGACAAUAGAAUGUAUGGUGUUUGGUCACUCAGUCCUGUGGUCACUGCUUAAACAAUGAAUAAUGUCAUCAUAUCAACGGUAGUUGUUUACACGGUUGUUGUAAAGGAUAUAAGUGAACGGGUUGUAUAACUAGUAAUUUAUUAUCACUUUGUAUUUAUUUUGACAAAAGUAGAGAUUGUAACCACUUGUAAACUCCACAGUCUUAGCAUGUCUUUUCUACAGAAUGUGACGGGGGAAUGUAUGGAGUUAACUGCACUCAGUCCUGUGGUCAUUGUCUAAACAAUGAACAAUGUCAUCAUAUCAACGGUAGUUGUUUACUAGGAUGUUCUCCUGGAUACAAGGGAUCAGACUGCAAAACUAAAUAUAUAGAAUGUGACGGAGGGAUGUAUGGUAUAAACUGCACUCAAGUCUGUGGUCACUGCCUUAAUUAUGAACAGUGCCAUCAUAUCAACGGCACUUGUUUACAAGGAUGUUCUAAAGGAUACAAGGGGUCUCUCUGCAAGUCUGUUUGCGAUGGUGGACUGUAUGGAAACAACUGCAACCAAAGUUGUGGACAUUGUAUAAACGAUAUUCCGUGUAACCACGUCAGCGGUUUAUGUUUUGAAGGGUGUUCUAUCGGAUUCAAGGGAUUGCUUUGUGACAAAGCAUGUGACAGUAGAAUGUACGGUGUUAAUUGCAAUCAAGUCUGUGGCCAUUGUCUGAACAAUGAACAAUGCCAUCAUAUCAACGGUACUUGUUUACAAGGAUGUUCUAAAGGAUACAAGGGACCGGGCUGCAACGCUGCGUGUGAAGGUGGAAAGUAUGGUUACAACUGCAACCAAAGCUGUGGCCAUUGUUUUAACAAUACACAGUGUAACCAUCUUAAUGGAACUUGUCCAGAGGGGUGUGCUGUAGGAUACGAAGGGCUUCUUUGUACAAAUGUUUGUGGACGAUCGUACUGGGGAGUAAAUUGUAAAGAGACAUGUAAUACGGACUGUGUCAGUCAGACCUGUCAUCACGAAACAGGGCAAUGUAUAUCGUACGCGCAGGUACAGUCUUGCAACACAUAUAAGAAUGACUACACUAUCACCAUUACAAGUGUAGUUGUCUCUAUUUUAAUUGUGUUAAUGGGAAGUCUCCUAAACUUUGUCAUUUGGAGGAAAAUGCAGCAGAAAGGGACAGUUUUAGACACCCCAAAUGACAAAGACUAUUACAACGAAUUCCGAGCUGAUGAUAUAGGAGAUAAACAAAAGAGGCAGGAUAUGAAUACUUCCCCUUACGCAGAACUUAGUGAAUUUGACCACGCAAACACUUAUGAAGAAAUCCAUAAAUAUGGAAAAGCAGACGAAAAAAUGUAAAUGGCUGUGUUGAUGAUGUUUACAUUUUAAUGAAAAACUCAGAAUUAUUUGUAGCUUUGCUUACAUAGACAUUUCUUAUUGUUUAAUGUCUACACAUAUUUUCGUUUCUAAUUGAGGGACCAUGAGUCAUACACUCUCAGUUUCGUAAUGCUCCAUUUUAUCCUCACAUAUCUCUACUACAAUCAGAAUCCAAUCGCAUACAUGUAACAUGUUGUGGAGAAGGGGUUACACAUUUACAUUCUAACAUUACUUAUGUUUAUGUAUUAAGGUACAAUUUUCUGCUCAACAUUGAUGUUAAACCUUACGACCUGUACUUAAAAUUUUUAAAUUUUGCACAAUCCUUCAAAUGCGUUAUGACUAAUCCUUUUAAUGUAUGUCAAAUUUACUUGAUUUUUAGAUUUUUGUACACAUCUAAACAGAAUCUCACCACAACACGUUAUGGUGGAAGGAGGUUAUAGUAAUGCUACUGUUCAAAUGUUUAUAUACAAGCUUUAUGGCAAUCUUUACAUUGUCCACAAAUCAUAAUUUGCUUAAUUCUUAAAAUUGUAUUCCCUCUCAUUCUAUGCUGUGCUAGAGAUAUUUGACAUUUACAUUGUGUAUAUCUUCUUCCAUUUUGUAUUUAUAAAGUAUGAGUAAAAGGCCUAAACACAUAUUUUAAGGUUGUAUUUUUCUCUGAUUUUUAGUACAUUAUAGAUAAAAAAUUUGGUUUAGGCAUCACAUAUUAUAAUAUACUACACAAUAUUUUUUUCGUAAUUUUUUUUCUUCAAAUUAG
Saccostrea cuccullata (small rock oyster) is the source of this 2487-nucleotide messenger RNA. RefSeq names its product multiple epidermal growth factor-like domains protein 10. The coding region runs from base 615 to 1715 and encodes 366 amino acids. The record is from RefSeq and is a predicted model, not a curated record. Lineage: Eukaryota; Metazoa; Mollusca; Bivalvia; Ostreida; Ostreidae. The transcript is spliced from 10 exons. Gene Ontology annotation, molecular function: scavenger receptor activity.